UGCGGGAAUCCAUACAUUGACCCCUGGCCCUUCGCGGAGACCGCUUUUGAAGAGCCGCAUGUCUUUUAAUGUGUGUUUGUCUUGAUGUGUAAAUAGAUGCGCCCUCUACAGUCGGCCCUCUCUCACUCCUCCUCCUCCUAUACUCCGCUCUCUGACUCCGUAGCUCCUCAUUCACUAGAAGAUGGCGGACUGCGCUCCACUAUUAGAUGAGGAACUCUCGUCCUUUGUCUUCAGUUACCUGACAGAAAACUCCGGCAGCCAGUAUGGGGAGGAGGAGGUGUGUUCGGACCGCUUGGACACAGACUUCCCUGACAUCGACCUCUCCCAGCUGGACACCAGCGACUUCGACAGUGUCAACUGCCUCAGUGAGCUGCAGUGGUGCACCGAUCAUCCAGUGGAUGUGUCACCAGCCUCCAUUCGCUACAGUACGGCAGAUGAGCUCUUCGAGAUAGAAGAGGAGAAUGCGGCUCUGCUGGCCGCUCUGACAGACAGUUUGGAUGGCAUGGUGGAUGCCGAGGUGGGCGGGCUUUCUGUUUUUCCCACUCUGGAGGAGGAGCCCAGUCAAGAGGAGGAGGACGAGCACAGUCUUCCUCUGAGCACCGAGGACUUCAGUCAGCCCCUGGGGGCCGAGACAGAGGACCUAUCUCUUCUAAAGAAGCUGCUGCUGACUCCUCCCAAUGUCCCAACUGGCAUCGAUGUGCACAAAGAUGGCGUCCAAAGCCAUCGCUACAGCAACAGAAGUCUGCGCCUACGGCCAGUCAGACCUCUGACGAAGAGCGACCUCCCUCAGGAGCGCAAGCCCCGAGCGGUGCGUCCCACAGGGCGCCUGUGCACCGAACUCCACCGCCACCUCACCACGGCACACGACACCGACGACUUCCCAGUUCAUGAAACAGAUGAGGGCGAGGAUGAAGAGGAGGACGAGGACAGUGAGUCGGAGGAGGAUGAAGAGGAAGAAGGGGUGGAGGAGGAAGAGGAGGAGUCUUCCAGCAGUGAGGUUGAGGGUGCAGUGGCUGCUGGCCCUGCAGAGCCUGCAGCACCUCAGUUUAGCUCGGAGAAAGAACUGCAGUCAGUUGUUGAUCUGAUCACAUACAUGCACACUUACUGCCUCCCAAUGCGCAAGCAGCAGGGCUGGGACCGCAAGGACCGGGACCUCUCAAAGCCGCGGUUCAAACCCGAUGUCCCCCGCCCAGCCAAUACAAACUCUCACAGCAGAGUUGUACUGGUAAACGCUCCUGGGACUAGUGGGAACCUAAACGGGACAAGCAGCAGCACCCCCAGAAGGCUUCCCUUCGCCAGGCGGAGGGAGAUGAAGGCCAACUCCCUUCUCCGUGAGCUCUUGCAACAGAACAGCUCCUUUGACGUGAGCAAGCCUUACAGACUGCACAGCCCACCUUACGCCCUCUCACACAGCCCCAACAGGGCUGCAGCAUCUGUUCCUCCUCCUCCCCCAGCUAAUAAAUGCCCCCCAGCCCAGUCCUUUAGCUCCACCUAUGCUAAAUCAGAGCUUUGGAAAGUUUCAUCCUCACUUGAUAGGAGAAACGUUUCCUCUGAGCUGCCGCAAAACCUGGAGGAGCCUGCAGAAACCAGUGGGUCCUUCUCCGUUCGCCGCUCCAGACGCCUGGCGUCCUUUCCCAGCCGUUUCGCCAAAAGGUCGCGCCCUACACGAGAGAGGGACGGAGAGGGGAACGAAAAUGAUGAGAAAGGGGAGGAAAAAGCAGGGGAUAGACUCCUGCACACCCAUGCUGGAAUGGGAACCAGGACGGAGGCGCAUCCAGAAAAACUGACAUCUAGCGAUGGCAGCAACACCUCUGAGCUGACCAAAUCCUGCUGCCAUGAAAAGCGAGCCUGUCUCUGUCUGCCACUCAACCCAAAGUCCACAGGAGAGUCCCAGUACAGCACCAGGCCUUAUGAGCAGACGCUCAGUGUGGAUCUGUGUGGAACAGCAGGUCUCACCCCUCCUACCACCCCACCUCACAAACCUGUGGAGGAUGAGCUCUUUAAGCCGACGGAGGGAGGAAAGGGCAGCGGCAGCAAUGAUGUUGGAGGUGGUGGCGAGUCCGUUCACUCGACUUCAAAUGCCAACUCUAACGUUACAGCAAAGGGCUCAGCCUGGCUGAGCCGCUCCCACCACCAGAGAAAGCUUCCAGAACAGACAGAGCUUUACGCCCAGUUGCGCCGCAUGGGUCAGGCAGGCGAUGGGGACACCCAGUGCACCUUCGGUGACCACGACUACUGCGCACUGAGUCUCGGGGAGAGCCGCAAGCGUAGUGCCGCCAUUCUUGGUGCCAUACUCCAGACACAGGGGGGCAAUGAGGGAGAUGACACCCAAUCAUCCAGUGUGGCUGAUAAUCAGGUUUUAGGUGAAAAGGGUAAAGAGAGGGAGGAGGAGAGGCUUGUAAUGACAGAAGUCAUAGAAACACAGGAACAGCAUGCGACAAUGGUGUUAUCAUCAUCACCCCCAUCAGACUGCCAGUCAAUUGCUGCAACGCCUCCAGUUUCUGAGGAGGAGGCGGAGCACUCGUCGGCAUCUCGCUCCCCUUCACCCAUCCUCCACAUGUGUCCUGACUCCCCCUCCAGCAAGACAGACUCCAGUGAGAACUCUGAGAGCUGUCCUGACGACAACCAGGGGAAUAAAGACAAGUCUGACGAGGACAACUGCCAGGUGUUUUACAUCCACAACCUGCCAAACAGGGUGACCGAGAACAUGCUGAGGAGACGCUUCCAAGUUUUUGGCAAUGCAGAGGACUGCAAAGUCAUCAUCUGCAACGAGGAGCGCUGUGGAGUGAUAAAGAUACGUCAGUCAGGGCCUCAGAGACAUCGUAAGGAACGGGAGAUUGUUUUUCAGAAUGCCCCCGCAGGCCUAAGGAGGCUAACAAGGAAACGCUACAUAGAUCUUGAUGAGGCAGGCCCUGGCCCUGUCAAGAGUAAGUAUGAUGCUCUGGACUUUGACACUCUGCUGAAAGAGGCGCAGAAGUCCCUGCACCGUUGACAGUCCAGCGCUGCUGACUGGCCAGCCUUAGUAAACUGCAGCAGAACCCCUCGGACAGCACCCACAGUACCUCUGUGCAAGGCAACCUCGCAAAAUGUUUACAUUUUUACUAUUGGAAUAACGUAACAAAGACCUUGAUUUUUUAAGUCUGUUUCACCGGAGGAUACUGCUUAAAAACAAGGAAGUCACCGCGAGGAGUUAGGAGACAGUAGAGGGGAAAAAGAACUUUAAACAGCAAUGGUACAUCACCUAAAAACUAUGAUGAUACAGUUCUCUGAACAAAGGUAACAACACAGCUGCUUGCUGUCUGUACUGGUGUCGUCUUUACCCUGCCUUGGAAGAACAGGCAUGAGAAACCUGUAGCAAAUCCUUGCUAUCCCUGCGUUGCGUUGGUCGUUGUAGUGUGUGUCGUGUGUGCGUGUUCUUCAUUUUGUUUGUUUUGUAAGCAAAAAAACGAAAAAAUGAGCAAAAACCCUCCCCUUUUCUGGUCACAAAUGGUGAACCUGCAGGCUGUGUUUGCUUGUCUGGUCGUAUAACCAGGACUUGAAAAAAAGACAUCUGUUUUGUUUUAGCGAAUAAUUGUGUAUGUUAUCAAUUUUUAAACUUACUCUGUGUGAGUGUGUGUGCGUGUAUGUGGGUGUGUGUUUGUGUGUGUCUCAUGGACAAAGUAUAUAACAAACACAUUUAAUGUAAUCAACGGAUGACCGAUAAAAGUUUACAAAUGUAAAAUGAAGAAAAAAAGUCAUGUUUUCUUUUUUGUAAUUGUAGUGCUUCCUUGAUUUGAUCUAUGCAGUGUAACAGAGGUAAAUGUCUCCUCUGUCCCCCUUCUGUCUCUAACUCUGCCAUGCUAAAUAUUUAGCUUCUGCUACUGGCUGCUGAAGGCUGUGUUUACUGUAUGCUUAAUUUGAUAUAUUAUUACAGCAAAUUUAGACUGAGGAAGGAGUUGUCACUGGAGAAUGAUUCAGAUUAUAACCUUACCUUGGAAUAGGAUAGGCUUACAAAUUGUCAGAUUAAAAUGAUGGUUGAUUUGGAUACCUUUAGGAUGUUGGCUUCCUUUUUCAAAGUUAAAUGACCACCAUUCACAAUACUAACAAAAGGUUGAAAUAAAAAUGUUUCAUGUGAAAACAGAACAGCAACUAUUACUCGUAUGGAUACAUAUACAACACCACCAAAUUUAGUAUUAGUUUUCAAGUAGGCAUACUUAUUGUGCAGAAUAUUAUCAGUUGUCACUGUUUCGCUCUUUAUAGAGUUACCCAAGUAUAAAAAGCUGAUAUUAGCCGAUUAACUAGUUGGACAGUCUGCUUAUGUAGCCAGCCAGCCAUCAGUUUCCAUCACUCGUAGCUUGCCAACUGUAGUUUAAAACAGCAUUAUCGUAAUAACAGUGAUUUGUUUCACUCAUCACCAUCUGUUUUAGCAUCACUGUUUUCAUGAUGGCACAUAUUUUUACAAACAGCCACAUUUGUCACUGUUGUACACAAGGGACAAAUGCAAUAGCCUUGUUUCAGCCAGCUGACUCUCAGUGUGCAGCUUUAGGUGGGCAUUUUCUCUAGCAUUUCAUUAAUAGGACCUUCAACUAUAGAAACAGUAUGAUGUUUGACCUUGGUUUACUUUGAUACCGGUAACUAACUCAUAAUUAGAAAUAUGGGAUUGUGCUAAGUUGAAAGAAGAAUGGUGGACAGAACUGAACGACGUAGAAGAAAGCUAAUUUACAGGUUACGUAUCCAUUUUUAGUUAGUAAAAGAGAGAUUUUUUAAAAUUCUCUAAGCAAAUUAAGAGCCACCCAGGUCUAUUGCCUCUAACUUUAUUGUCAUAUAUUUUGACUAAGUAGGGUUUCCUGCCUUGUUUUAAAUGGCUAAAAUAAGCUGAGCACUGGUUGCCAGCUUAAGUUCUUUAAGAAUAGAUAAAGUAUUUCUGCUUAAUUUAGAGGAAGUGGAGUCAAGUCCUUACUAUAAUGUCAGUGAAUCAGGGCAAUUUUAUUCUAAAGAGAAAGACAGCUAAUGGCUCAUUGCCAUCACUUGUGAGUGAAAUGUUUGCUGAAAAUAAAUUGCAAUUGUUUUUUGUUUUUUUUAUCCCUCUUAUGCACAUCAGUUUGAUUACAUAUAGGUCAACAUGCAAAUGAAACAAGCGCAUCAAGCACUGUAAAAUUGCAGAUUUUAAUAAGAAUUUACUUUACACCAACUUGAACUAGUUUGCCCUUUUUUGAAAUUUUUCAGAUGAGUUCCAACACAAGAAUGGUCUCCCUCUCUUUAGUACAAAAAGUAUUUGAAAUAACCUGACAAACAUUUGGAGAAAUGUAGAAAAACUGGAAGUUAAAAAGUCAACAUCCUUUAAAAUCUCCUGCCUCACAAUCUUCAUGCAUGUUACAGCCAUGCAAGGUGUUGUCUACACCAGCCUAUGCCAGUCCAAUCAUCCAUCACCUUCAAUUCAGUUAAUACUGAUCAAAGUAGUGAUCUUUGAAAGUAGUGUGUUUAUUUAAGGUUAGUGAACGGUUUUAUAAGCACAAGAUGCAUUACCCAAUAAUAUACUAUGGUCACAGAUGGAGUAUGAUUUUUUUCUAUGAAGCUGAAUGUAUUCAAAGAUUGUGGUGCUUCAAAAGAUGGACUUGCUUAGUCAUCGGAGACCAGAUCUGGUUAGCAACUAGUUUACAUUCCAACAGCAGCCAGCAGCAGCAUGCCUUGAAAAACCUAGAGAGCCAGAGAUCAGCUGAUUAAGAACAAAGAAAGUAACCGGUUGAGAAUUUGAUUUCUCUUCAUCUACCGGGUCAGAUGAGCGUCUCUACCUCACAUCCCUACAUCCCGGACCUGGCCGUGUCUUUGUCAUCGGUUCUCCUGAACGAUCUCCCUCCACCUGAUUUAUCACACAGUAUCCGUGUUUUUUGUUGAAGAUUAAGGCUUUUAGAGCUGAUGGGAGGUGUUGGGUGGUAUAAGGAGUGUGGGUUUAAUUUUGUAAGUUCCUUGCGACAGAAGUAAUCUCUUUCGUAGUCUGUCCUCCGCUUGUCUCAUAACAGUGUUUGUUGGAGUCUCAACGUUGUAUCCUGGUGUAAUUGAAUGUUUUGUCUUUGUCUCGUGUUUGAGUUGGACACUGCUGACACUUAUGCGUCGGUAAAAGGUCAAACAGUGGUCUGGUGAACUGGUAGCUCGUGUGCACUUCAUUGGUGAAGAUUCAAAAUCUUCUUUGAAUGCACUUGUUUUCAUGUUUUCUUCAAGGAAGUGCCACUCCCUCUGUUUUUACCUGCUCGUCCUCUCCUUGCCUAGGACAUCCAAUAAAAACACAGCCUAACUCUUUCUCUAUCUCUAUCUCUAACUUUUCUGUCUCUUUGUGGGUUCAAGGCCUCAUCUCCUCUAGGUCUUCCCUCACAAAGGUUCCACUUUUACCAGAUAACUUUUACCUCAUUCCCCUGUCGUGGUUCUUGUCUUUUCUAUCUAAUCCACAUCUUGGUAACACACACACAAAAAAUUGAAUGUUUACAUCACUAGUUUCUCCUUUGACUUUAUUAGGAACGCACACUAAGUACAAAGGCGCCUUAUUCAGUUCUUAAAAAUAAAAUAACAGCAAGUCAAGAUUCUGUAGAGGAUGCCUUCCUCUCCAGGUUCACAGAUGUCCAAAACUAACACUUUAGUGCUAUACAUACUGAUUGAAAUCAAUAUGUCACCUGUUAAAAAGGACAAAAAAAGAAACAACUUGUGAACAACUGAGUAAGGUUUUGUGCUUAGUAUGUAUACUACUAAAAAGUGAGAGAAUGUGCUGGUUUACAUCUUAAAAAGAUAAUAUAUGAAUAUAUAAUUGUGUAUAUAGCACUAUGCCUCAUUGUAAACAUAAAAUGUAUUGUGUGUUUUUUAUUUAAAUUUUUGGUGGUGGGUCACACUUGAUUACUAAUAAGACAGGUGAUUUCAGGUCAGUUUUGUUUCAGUAUGUUAAUUUUGCUGAGUGCAGGCAGGAAAUGAAGGGAAAAUAACUUCACACAAAGUCCAUCACCACACUGUAGCAAAAAGAAGAUAAAAAAAAAACAACAAAGGUAAAGGUUUCACCAUAGACUACCACACUAGAAGGUUGUAUUUCUUUUCUUAAUGUGUACUUUGCUUUUCCUGUUUUCUUAAAAAGCUAUUUUCCGAUGCAAUACGUAAUAAUCUCAAUACAGCCUGUGUGGAAAACUGAGGUAAUAUUGUACAGUGUGUAGUUGACUGUUGAGCUAUUACACGGGGAAUCAUUAAGCUGUGGAAUAAGUUUGCUGCUGUACUGUAUGUAGACUGCCAUUUUAAAAAUAAUCUACACGAAGAAUGUGGUCAGUAAGCAGAUAAAUGGAACAUGUUAUUCUAACGUUCUCACUGCACAAAUCAUCCUACUUGGUGAAAUACCUUCACUGUAUUUUCUUCUGCAAAGCUGUUGUAACUAUAUUAUUACCACAUUUUGAUGAUGCACAGAUUUGAUUUGAAUCUGAGUUGCUUACAGCACUUACUUUACAGCCAAUAACGAUACAUGUAUAUCUUUGGUAAAGGAAUGUGGCAGGGAGGUGUUGAAGAAACGCUAGUUUUAACCCCACUGAAAAUGUUCCCACAGCUGAUGCUGGUGCUGUAGAAAUCCUAGUUUCACUGCUUCACCUUACUUUGGACAGAAAAAGGUCAAAGUGGGAGGGUACAUUCUUCUUGAAAACAUUUAGCAAUUAUGCAGUUCAGGGUUUCCUUGCGGAUGACCAGUCGAAAACGUAAAGGUGGAGCAUACACGUCUUUUCACGUAAAUUAAAGUUCAGCCUUGAGCCUGCGGUACUUCUUGGGUUUCUACAGUGACUGCCGCUGUGCCUGUGAGGGUGUUUAAGGGUUAAAUGGAAUCAGAACAAUCCAAUGUUUAUCAUGGCAAGCCUUAAAACUUAGUUUGGGGGGGGAAACAAAGCUAUCCUUAGCUUUUAAUAUUACUAUUUAAACUUCUUUCCAAUUCAACAUGAUUUAUUAUUAAAUAAUUACUGAAGUAAUUUUUUCAAUAGCCAUACUAUAAAAAAGGUAUAUACAUAUAUAUGAAUAUAUAUAUAUAUUUGUGUGUUUGUGUAGAUAUCUAGAUUAUUAUAUACUUUCUUAUAGAAAACUUUGAUGUGGGUCAUUCUUCGCAGUGUUUGGAGAACACGUUGACACAUUUGAACAUUAAUAACUGCUGUCUAUUUGGUCUAGGUUGUAGGUCAAUAGGCAGCAAAUCCAAAUAAACAAAAAAAAAACGUUCUCUAAAAACAAACUUCCAAAGGGAAUUACCCUCAUAAGAAUGCAAUAUCUUUUGUCCCACUCUUCAUUUCAGAAAAAAAUGGAAAAUGGUCAAAAAACAAACUUCUUAAUAGGCUAACUGAUAUAUAAAAAAACAAAUUAUAAAGAGCAAUGAUCCACCAGGGGUCCUGAGAUUCAGUUUUAGAUGUUACGUUUUUAAUGCCAUGGCUCAGUAAGACUUUGCAUCACUCACUGUUUGUUUUAAGCCAUGAAAUAACCCCCGACUACGACAGGAGUGCUUGCAAUAUGGGCCAAGUUAAAAUGAAAUAUUUAAAGAACCUAAUGGCUAAUAUGGCAAACUAAUGUCGACACUGAUGUCAAACAGAUACUUAUUUGGGACUGUAAACUGUCAAAUCUGCUUAAUGUGAGUGGGUGUUUUUUUCUUCAUAUUUUUUUUGGAGGGAAGUGGAUAUAAAGGGCAUAUGUUUAUGUUGUUUUUCAUUACUUUUCAUUUCAUUAUCUCUUCACAUCUAAAGACUAUCAAAUUUAAAAAUGAUUUUUUUUUCACUUCUUUUUUAACCUGGUUCUUUUUCUGGUAAAACAAAGUAAAAACUGCUAGUGAGAUUUUAUAUUUUUACAUAUGUUUCUUUUAUUUUAUUUUAUUCUUUAUUUAUAUGCCACUUAGUUUUGAUGUCUUCAAAGGGUGUUUUUUUUCUGUUGUGUAAUUUCAUAUGUCUUGAGAAUGUGGAGACAAAGGCAUUUCAGUAUUUUUGAAUUGUUAAAAUCUAGUUUCAUAGAAGCUAAAGUAUCUGAUGUUAUAAAUUAUAUUUUAAUUCAUGUAAAUAGUUUAAAACAGACGACUAUGGCUUCCUUUUAAACUGAAUACAUUUCUCUUCAGAGAUUGUUUACAUUAUGAAACUGUAGAGAUGUGCUCCUCAUAUACUGUAUAAAGUACAUAUAUUCAUUGAUUUGCCUCCAAAAAUAAAAUCCUAAUGAACAACA
Molecule: messenger RNA, 9180 nt
Organism: Girardinichthys multiradiatus
Lineage: Eukaryota; Metazoa; Chordata; Actinopteri; Cyprinodontiformes; Goodeidae
Gene: ppargc1b
Product: peroxisome proliferator-activated receptor gamma, coactivator 1 beta
Exons: 12
Coding region: 182-2992 (936 amino acids)
Biological process (GO): positive regulation of transcription by RNA polymerase II
Cellular component (GO): nucleus
Molecular function (GO): transcription factor binding; nucleic acid binding
Source: RefSeq, a predicted model, not a curated record